This is a messenger RNA of Ilex paraguariensis (yerba mate), 546 nucleotides long. Lineage: Eukaryota; Viridiplantae; Streptophyta; Magnoliopsida; Aquifoliales; Aquifoliaceae. The record is from the annotation of a GenBank genome assembly.
AUGGCCUGGUCUUCCAUUAGUUCUUCCCUACUAAUUACUCUUUUCUUCAUCAGUCCUUUUGGCUGCAGGCCAAAUACAACGGAAGCAGCCAGUGGUCCCUUAGUAACUCGUGUUUGUCGGCAGGCUGAAAAUCCGAACUUUUGCUUCAAGUCUCUAGGAUCUGAUCCUCGUACAGAAACAGCAAAUUUAGCUGGCCUCGCACAAAUUGCAAUUGACUUGGCGAUUUACAAUGCCACUGGGACUAGUGUAAAGAUUCACUCACUCACCCUGGGAACACAUGAUCCUCGUCUUAGGGCCCGUUAUAAUAAGUGUGCUGAGUAUUACCAAAGUGCAGGCGACAAUUUUCAGGAAGCAAAAAAUGCCUUGAAAUCUGGUGACUAUAGUGCUGUUAAUGUUAUGGCAACAGGUUCCUAUGACAAUGCAAUUGAUUGUGAGAACACCUUCAAACAACCACCGGCUUACCCAUCCCCCCUUACAAAUGACAACCUCAAUUUGCGGCAGCUCAGCUACAUAGUAAUGAUUAUCUCUAAGAUGCUUGGAAUGUAA